This is a messenger RNA of Psylliodes chrysocephalus, 366 nucleotides long. Lineage: Eukaryota; Metazoa; Arthropoda; Insecta; Coleoptera; Chrysomelidae. The record is from the annotation of a GenBank genome assembly.
AUGGGAAAAAGAAAGGAUUCUUAUGUUAAAAGAAAGAAUUUUAAAACCACGGGCCUUAAUUUAAAUAGGGCUAAAGUAAAAACUUUUGUUCGGUCUAUUUUAGAUGGUAUUUUAGAUUGUGAUGAAUUUUCUACAACAACAUCAAAUAUAAUUUUGGAAAAGGUAAAUAGAACUACUGAAACAGAUAUAGAUGUUGAUGCUGCUCAUGGGGCAAUGAGUGUAGGUUUAGGUUUCUGGAAUACUGAAGAACUAUUUAGUGUACUCAAUUUACCAUUUAUGUUGCAAACUAAGUACAAUAAAUGUCAAAUUAGCGAUGCGUGGGAACAAACAUCAAGCAAACAAAUGGCAAUAGCAGCAAAAGAAUAG